This is a messenger RNA of Xenopus laevis (African clawed frog), 4808 nucleotides long. RefSeq names its product E3 SUMO-protein ligase ZBED1-like. The coding region runs from base 193 to 2274 and encodes 693 amino acids. NCBI's taxonomy places the organism in Eukaryota, Metazoa, Chordata, Amphibia, Anura, Pipidae. The record is from RefSeq and is a predicted model, not a curated record. The transcript has 2 exons.
ACAGAGUUGUUGUGCCUUAUCCCCCGACUGCCGACAUGUGGCUCGUGUCUGUGCUGCUGCCCAUCCUGAGGGUCUAUUACACGGGCCUGAGAGUCAUCCUCCAACAAAUGUGCGGCGGCCUCGCAUUCUCCCAUCCAGCAGGUACUCAUUAAUGAGUGAAGGAUUACCUGACGUAACGGCAGCUUUGACACAAUGGAGACUAAAAAUGCAGAAGGUUUGCAACCUGACCUUAAACUAGUUGCCCACCCGAGAGCUAAGAGCAAGGUAUGGAAGUACUUUGGGUUUGACACCAACGCAGAGGGAUGUAUAUUGCAGUGGAAGAAGAUAUACUGCCGAAUUUGUAUGGCCCAAAUUGCAUAUUCUGGAAACACCUCAAACCUUUCUUAUCACCUUGAGAAAAACCACCCAGAUGAGUUUUGUGAAUUUGUUAAGAGCAAUACUGAGCAAAUGAGAGAAGCAUUUGCAACAGCCUUCUCCAAAUUAAAGCCGGAAUCCUCCCAGCAAGUUGUUCAGGAAACGUUAAUAAUGAAAAACACCCAUAGCUUUGAGAAUAAAAAGCACCUGGAGUUGACAUCUGCUGUAAUCAGCCUGAUUUGUGAGGGAAUGUUCCCUGCUUCUAUAUUAGAUGAACCUACUUUUAAAAACCUUUUGAAAACUGCAGAACCAAGGUAUGAAUUUCCAUUGAGGAAGUAUAUAUGUACCAGGGUAUUGCCAGAGAAAUAUAAUGCUAUUCGGGAGAUCGUUUUGAAAGAUCUGACUGAUAUUUUGUGGUGUGGGAUUUCCACAGAUCUGUGGAAAAGUGAAAAUCAGAACAGAUCAUAUGUUACCCUCUCAGUCUACUUUAUGUCUAGUGGUCCCUCUCAUUGUUUAUCUGUAAACUCCCGCUGUCUAAAAACAUUUGAAGUGCCAGAGGAAAACAAAGCAGAGACUAUUACACGCGUUCUUUAUGAAACGUUCAUUGAGUGGGGAAUCAGUACGAAAGUCUUUGGCGCUACAACCGAUUUUAGCAAAGACAUUGUCAAGGCAUGUUCACUCCUUGAUAUUCCUGUAGACAUGCCUUGUUUAGGACAGACAUUUGAUAUGGGAGUACAACAAGCAUUUCAACUUCCAAAGCUGUCUAGCUUGCUUGCCAGAUGUCGCAAAUGUGUUGAGUAUUUUCAGCAGUCCUCCAUUGCGAUGUACAUGCUCUGUGAGAAACAAAAACAACAAAAUCUUUUUCCCUGCAUGCUCAUAAGUGACCGUGUUUCCUGGUGGGGCAGCACACUUCUCAUGCUGCAACGACUUAAAGAACAGCAGUUUGCUAUUGCAGGUGUUUUGGUGGAAGAUAGCAAUAACCAUCAUCUGAUGUUAGAAGCGAGUGAGUGGAAUACAAUUGAAGGUUUGGUGGACCUCCUCCAGCCAUUUAAGCAAGUUGCUGAAAUGUUGUCAAUGUCAAAAUAUCCAACAAUCAGUAUGAUCAAACCCCUUCUCCAUAUGCUGCUGAAUACAUCAUUAAACAUCAAAGAGACAGACCUAAAAGAAAUAAGCAUGGCUAAAGAAGUGAUUGCUAAAGUUCUAUCCUCUACAUAUCAGCAGACACCAGAUAUAGACAUGUUCCUAAAUGUUGCAACUUUUUUAGAUCCGCGAUAUAAAAAAUUGCCCUUUCUGUCUGCAUUUGAGCGUGCCCAAGUUGAGAACAGAGUAAUAGAGGAGGCAAAAUGUUUCAUAGACAAAGGAAAAGAGAACUUAAAAAAUGAAGAUAAAGUUUUUACAAUUUCAGAAGAGCCCCCAAUGAAAAAAAUGGCUUCCUCCACCCCACCCCCUACCAGCAGCAUUAACAGCAUGUUGGCUGAGAUUUUCUGCCAGUCGGGUUCAUCUGAAGACCAAGAGGAAUGGCAUGCCCAGGUUGUUGAAGAACUCAGUAAUUUUAAGUCACAGAAGGUUCUUGGUCUAAAUGAAGAUCCACUUAAGUGGUGGUCUGAUCGCUUGACAUUGUUUCCUCUUUUACCAAAGGUACUUCAAAAGUACUGGUGUAUAAGACCUACCAGAGUCUUCCCUGAACGCCUUUUCAGUUCAUCAGCCAAUGUUGUAAAUGCAAAAAGAAAUAGAUUAGCUCCUGCUCAUGUGGAUGAGCAGAUAUUUUUGUAUGAAAAUACACGCAAUUGCUCUGAAGCAGAGCCAGAAGAUGAUGAUGAAGGAGAGUGGGGCUUGCAACAGGAACAGUUUUUUAGUUUAAGCGACGCAGUUAAUGUUGGCAGUGCAUUCUUUUCCAUAAGGGAUAAUGGAUUUAUUUAGAAUAUACUGUACAAAAGGUACAUGCUACUGUAAAACUUCCAGCAAGGUGUUUGUUUUACCAGCCACUAAAAAAUUUACCCUGGUGCAUUUUUAAUUGUAAAUGGUUCUGAAUUUUGUAUGUGUUGUCUGCUAUAGUGAUUAUAAAUAUGUUUGCCUGGCUUGUCCCAACCUGCUUUUUUUUCAGCUGUUCCUAAACUUCAGUUGCCAACAUGCACAGCUACCUAACAGUGAGGCUGCAGGUUGAGCAUCCCUGUACUAAGCUUUACAAGGUUUCACACCUUAAAAAUCAUUUAUCAAGGCCAUAUUAGUUUAAAUAUACCCAAAAUACAAGACUUUUGUUCAUGUAGCAUUGUGAAUCUAAAGCUUCAACACAAGCAAUAACAAACAUCCAUUUGUAAAGGUGGACGUAUGUCUUUAUCUUAUUUUUAACCAAAAUAAGUUCAUUAUUUUAAACUACAUAAUUUUUCUAAAGAACCCUAUAUGACUGUUUAUUAUUUUAGUGAUAUAGUCCAAAUUGUACUGUGAAAUAGUAAAGGAUUCAGGAGCAUUUAAUACUGAUUUAUGGUUCCCGGAAACUACAAUUUGGCACAAAACCUGUGGCUGAGAAGAACCUGCAUUUUUAAUAUGCUCUUUUAACCUGCAGUUCUGUGAAGUGUGAAUCAAAAUUAGGAGAUGCGGGUUGGAGCGAGGUGCAGAAUAUGAUUUUAGAUUUUAAUUUUUAUAUUACAAAAUGGAGAUUCCUGCUUCAGCUCUAAAAUCAUGGAGUUUAACAGGACUUGGCACUAUUUUUUUGCACUUGUACGAGUGGUUUCAAAUUACGAAAUUGUUGCUAACGUAUUUUAACCUACACCUGAGCAGGACAAUAUUUGUGAAAUCACUUAAAUCCAUGCUGUUAAUCUUUAAAGGUGACCGGUGACACUUAGGGGCAGAUUUAGCAAACUGUGAGUUUAGAGUUUAAUAAAUAAAAACUCAUCCACUUUUUUUUCAUUCCUAUGGGAUUUUUAGAAUUGUAUUCAUUAAAUGGUGAGUUCUAACUUUCACCCAUUGAUAAAUAAUUCUAAAAAUCCCAUAGGAAUGAAAGGAAUGUGGGUGAGUUUGUAUUUAUUAAGCUAAUUUUGAAAAAUCUGCCCCUUUGUAUAACAGAUAUCCCUAUGCAACAUUUAGAUAGAGCUCUAUUUUGAGAAGAUAAAAAAAAAAAGUUAUGUAACUUUUUAAAAAAUCUCUGAAUACUUUUAUAAAUAGUCCUUUGUUGCCAUCCCUCUGCAGAACAGGAACUACUCCUGACAUUUUGUGCAUUACCAGUUUAAUGAUGUCAAACUAAACUAGCUGGGUACACCUACUUUUCAUUGUCAAAAGGACAACACUUCUUCUUGAACUGUGGUGGGUGGAUUAAGCAGAUCAAUAGUUUUUAGGAAAAGGGCACACCGAGCAUAGGCUCCGCUGCUCUCAGCCUGCAUAUUUUUUGCAGGCUGAGAGAAGCACAUCUGCUCUGCACCCCAUCUCCAUUCAUUUGAACCGAUUGCGUGCAGUCACACAGCACGGAGCAGAGGUUGCCCCGAAAAUGCCUGGCCCGACCUCUGCUCUGCAUGUGACUGCACGCAAACAGAUCUUAUUCAAAUCAAUGGAGAUGGGACAUGGAGUGGAUCCGCUUCUCUUAGCCUGCAAAAAAUAUGCAGUGUGGCCUACACUUUGUGUGACCUUGGCCUUAAUGUGUGAGCUGUUUAUCACAUUGUAGUAAUAUCAAGAAUCUACAGCACAAGACCAGGCAGGUCUCAGGCGUUUGGUGACCUUGAUUCUUCCUUUUCUCAAUCAAAUGUUUGAGGUUUGCCCAUCAUGUUAUGCUCAACACUGUGCUGAAAUAUGUUGGAUGGGUGUUUUGUAAAUCAUUUGAACUUAUAUUUGUUGGUGUGUGGACAUUAUAUAUUAUAUGGUACAGAAUGUCAUGAUCCUCAGCCUAAUACCACUUCUUGAAGGACACAACAAUUUAAGAGGAACUCUUUUGAUUCUUCCUCUUUCUAGCCAAAAGUUCAAGGUCUGUCCAUCUUAUCCUGUUCAACAUUGUACUGAAGUGUGCAUGGUCAGCAGUUCUUGUUCCACUUUAAGCUUUGAAACUGCACCAAUAAGAGCGUGUCCCAAACUUUGGCCAUAUACUGUAUGUAAGCUGCUUACACACUAAAUAAAUGUUUUGAUGAAUGUUGUACUCAAUGUUUUAAGCUGUUUUUGACAAAUUUAAUUAUUUUGUUACAUAGUCAUGCCGUCAUAUUGUCUGGAAUUAUUGUUAAUAUUAUUGAAAGCCAUAAUCUUGUUGAUGUAUUGCUUAGAGAUCUACCUAAUGCUGGGAAUCAAGUAUGGGAAUAAUUUAUUUGAAGAAAAUAUAUUUUUUGUUAGGUACAUUCAAGCUUUUUGAUAUAGUUGAUGUCUUUCAUGGUGUAAACAUUUCAUAUUGUACAGUUGUGUGGGAACUGUUAGCGCUUUAUUAAUAAAUUAUGGACACAAUAAAUAAGGUACUACAUUUGUGUACCAGUUAUUCACUG